AGAUAUAUAAAGAAUCGGGCUGGUAGUAUAUAGGACGACGACGAUCCGGCGCUGGAGCUGCUGGAGGAGCUCAGUCAAGUGCUGACGGUGGGAACGGCCAGGAGGCCGCCGGAUGUGUGUUGUGCGUGUCGUGUGACUUAACAAUCAUUCGUUUUAUUUUUUUAAAUCGUCGAAAUCUUUUCGUCUUUUAAUUUUCCCGACCGAAACAAAUUAUUCAAAUCAAUUUUUCAUUCGAGAAUGAAGUGCGGCUAAUAUUUUUAGUGUGUCGUGUUGUUAUCCAUUUGCCAAAAAAUAAGUCGAUCCAGUUUGAUAUUAGUAGUUUGUUGAAAAAUUAAUUUGAAAGAAAUACCUGCGCAAUAAUUGUUGACGUAAUAGAAUAAGAAAAAAUGGGGGAAAACAGAUUUCUGUUGGUUGUGGGAUCCUUUGUCCUGGCCCUCCAUUGGCAAGGCUCUUCCUGCCAGCAACAUCAGGAGGAGUCGACUGGCUAUCGACUGGGAGGCCAACGACCGACGGAUAACAUCACAGUCUUGGUUGCCGACAGUCUCAGCCGCCAAGAUGAUGACGUUUCCAUCACCAUGGGCCCGUUCGUUCCCUAUCAGGAAUCACGUCCGGCUCAUCAUCCAUCAUGGAAGCCGCUCGUCCUAGACGGAGAUGAGCAGCCGAGAGUUCGACGUGACGAUUCUUCCACUUCUUCAAAUCACAACAAUAAAGGACGUCCAGCUGUCCAGGAGGAGCACAGUCUCAAGGACAACAGUCGGCUCCUAGUUCAGACCCUAAACGGACUGGUGCGAGGAACGACCAAAACGGCUCUAGGCGACACUGUUGACGUCUUCCUGGGCAUCCCGUUUGCCAAGCCACCUUUGGGCAACCUGCGAUUCAAGAAGCCCGUCCCUAUCGAUCCGUGGCAGGGGGUCUACGACGCCCAGCACUUGCCCAACUCGUGCCAGCAGGAGCGCUACGACGUCUUCCCAGGCUUCCGCGGCGAGGAAAUGUGGAAUCCCAACACGCCCAUCUCCGAGGAUUGUCUCUAUCUCAAUCUCUGGGUGCCGACCAAACUGCGGCGCAGUCCUACCAACAACAGUCACGGCAACGGGACCGUUCUCAUCUGGAUCUACGGUGGCGGAUACAUGAGCGGAACUUCCACCCUGGAAGUCUACGACGCUCUGAUCCUGGCCGGAACCAACGACAUCAUCGUCGUUUCCUUCAAUUACCGCGUGGGCGCCUUCGGCUUCCUCUACCUGGACGACGAGGACGCCCCUGGAAACAUGGGACUCUACGACCAGGCCCUGGCCAUCAAGUGGAUCAAGGACAACAUCCGAUCCUUUGGCGGCGAUCCUAAUUCUUUGACGCUGUUUGGCGAGUCGGCCGGGGCCGGCUCGGUCAGCGUCCAUCUCCUGUCGCCCAUCAGCGGCCAUUUGGCCAGGAGGGCCAUCAUGCAGAGCGGCUCGGUGAAUGCGCCCUGGAGCUACAUGACGGCCGAAACGUCGAAAAGGAUCGCCAUGGCGUUGGUCAACGACGUCGGCUGCAACUCGUCGAUGGUUGGCGUCGACACGCCGGCCGUCAUGGAGUGCAUGAGGGCCGUCGAGGCUAAAAAUCUCUCGCUGAUCCAGUGGAAUUCCUACUGGGGAAUUCUCGGCUUCCCGUCGGCGCCCACCAUCGACGGCGUCUUCCUGCCCAAACAUCCCAAAGACAUGCUCAAAGAAGGCGGGUUCUCCGAUGCGGAAAUCCUGGUCGGAACCAAUCAAGACGAAGGGACGUACUUUAUCUUGUACGAUUUCAUCCAGUACUUUAAGAAAGACGAUCCCAGCGUUCUGGAGAGGGAAAAGUUUCUCGAGAUCAUCAAUACGAUAUUCAAAACUUGGUCGCAACUGGAGCGAGAAGCCAUCAUCUUUCAGUACACCGACUGGGAUCACAUCGAGAACGGCUACUUGAACCAGAAAAUGAUUGGAGACGUCGUAGGAGAUUAUUACUUUACUUGCCCUACAAACUACUUUGCUCAGAAGUUCGCCGAGCACGGGACGAACGUCUACUACUAUCACUUCACUCAGAGAUCGAGCACGAACCCUUGGGGGCAAUGGAUGGGAGUGAUGCACGCCGAUGAGGUCGAGUACGUUUUCGGUCAUCCGCUCAACAUGUCGCGUGACUACACGACCAGCGAACGGGAACUCAGCCGCAGAGUUAUGAAAUACUUUGCCACUUUCGCCAAAACCGGGAAACCGGUGGCGGACGACACGCUGUGGCCGAUUUAUUCACGAAACGAGCCGCGUUAUUUCAUUCUGAACGGGGAAGUUCGCGGAAUCGGACACGGACCCAGGGCGACGGCCUGCGCAUUCUGGAAUGAAUUCAUGCCACUCAUCACAGCACGUCAAGGUACGAAUCAGUGCGAUCCUGACGUUCUGCUGUCUCUGCGAGGAACAGCUUCCAGCAUCCCGAAAUCUUCCGGCUGUAGUGGAAUCUUCCCGGUUAUGCUGUGCUGGUUAAUCAUGGCCAUCUACGCCAUUUAAAAAUAAUAAAAAAUGACAUUUUGAAUUGCGUUUUGUGCUGACGACGAAGUAAUAUGUGCUGAAACUAUAAUAACGAUGAAUAUUAUCCAUAUGAUUUUUUGUUCAUUUUUGAUUAGCGGCUCCUGAGCCAAAUUUGUAUUGAUCCUUUGGUCUACAUAUAAUCUUAAUUAACUCUUUAUAUAUCUCAUAUAAAACACCAACCGUUUUUUUGAUAUCAUCAUUAAUAAUAAUUCCACUCCUAUUCUACAUAUUAUUAUAUACGCGUGGCACUAUAUCCCUCCCUCCAGAUGAUGACCUCCACAGUGCUAUCGAUAUAUAUACAAAUCCACACAAAAAAAACAAAUGA
This is a messenger RNA of Daphnia pulex (common water flea), 2850 nucleotides long. Its product is annotated as acetylcholinesterase-like. The transcript is spliced from 8 exons. Gene Ontology annotation, molecular function: acetylcholinesterase activity. Lineage: Eukaryota; Metazoa; Arthropoda; Branchiopoda; Diplostraca; Daphniidae. Bases 387 to 2504 code for a protein of 705 amino acids. Gene Ontology annotation, biological process: choline metabolic process; acetylcholine catabolic process. The record is from RefSeq and is a predicted model, not a curated record. Gene Ontology annotation, cellular component: plasma membrane.